This is a messenger RNA of Salvelinus fontinalis (brook trout), 4346 nucleotides long. RefSeq names its product zinc finger and SCAN domain-containing protein 2-like. Gene Ontology annotation, molecular function: DNA-binding transcription factor activity, RNA polymerase II-specific; RNA polymerase II cis-regulatory region sequence-specific DNA binding. Lineage: Eukaryota; Metazoa; Chordata; Actinopteri; Salmoniformes; Salmonidae. Gene Ontology annotation, biological process: regulation of DNA-templated transcription. The record is from RefSeq and is a predicted model, not a curated record. Bases 297 to 1598 code for a protein of 433 amino acids. The transcript has 4 exons.
CGUGACGUAUAUUCUAGUGGACGGGAUGCUAAGAAGAGCAACAUGGCUACUUAUUCAUCCACCUCGAUAGCUUGCUAGGCAACAUAAAGCCGAAAUAUGGAAGCUCUUUAGACCAUUCUUGUGUAUAUUAGUCUCAGUGUUUUAAACACAAUUUUUGUUAACGUAUCAACUGCUUAAUUUCAACGUCAUUUGCAUGUUAAAUGUGUUAACUUGUUAAGAUUGAUACUGAGCCCGGCACUAGGCUAGUCGCUAAUGCUAACCAGCUAAUGCUAGCUAGCUAACUAAUAUCCCCGACCAUGAGCUCACUAAGCUACUUCUCCCCUGCUAAAGAAGAUGAGGUCUGCUGGACGCAGAAAGAAGCUCUGGGGCUGAACAUUGUCGUAAAAGAGGAUGAUAUUACAGUGAAAGGAGAGGAAGAAGCUUUCCGAAUGAAAAAGGAGGAAGAGGAGGCUAUCACAUUGAAAGAAGAGGAGGAUGUUAUAGUGAAAGAAGAGAAUGAAACGUUAGGAGUGAAAGAGGAAGAGGGGAUACAGGCUGUCACAGUAGAAGAGGAGGAGGUAGAAGCUUUCAGAAUGAAAAAGGAGGAAGAGGCGGCUGUUAGAGUGAAAGACGAACCGUUUUGGGAGGAAGACGAGGCUGUCUCAAGAAAAGAAAAGGUAGAAGACGUUCUGGGAGUGAAAGAGGAGGAGACAGAAGAUCUGAUUAACACCAGAGAGAGAUGUGACUACCCUGGAUCCUCUGGGGAGCCUCAACAACAUCCUGAUGGUGACGAGGCAGUGAAGAUUCUCUCCAGAUCAGAACACCAGAUGGACAACGCUAGCCCUUCCUCCCUCCUGGAGUCCCCGUGUCGUGCCUCUCCUGGUAGCACCUUACUGCUGGGUAUGAAGAGGUUGUCUGUGCUGCUGGUGGACUGCAGGAAAACAACGGGGCUGAGUGGAACUGUGAGCGGAGGAGAAGAGAAGAAAGGAUCAGAUUUGACUCAUCAAAGAGAGAGACCAGACUCUCACGUUGACAGCGGUAAGAGUCCUUCAGGGGAUCCAGACCCAGCGACGUCCAAACCAGCUGGACUACACCACUGCUCCCAGUGUGGAAAAAGUUUUAACCAUUUAGGGAACCUGAAAACGCACGGGAGGACACAUACAGGAGAGAAGCCGUACCACUGCUCCCUGUGUGGAAAGAGAUUCACCCAUUCAGGGAGCUUGAAAGCACAUACGAAAAUACACACAGGGGAGAAGCCUUAUCACUGCUCUCAGUGCGGAAAGAGAUUUAUCCAGUUAGGGAACCUGGAAUCACAUGAGAGAACUCACACAGAAGUAAAGAGGCUUUUCCACUGUUCUCAUUGUGAAAAGACUUUUAAGAAUUUAGGGAACCUGAAAGUGCAUGAGAAAUGCCAUACAGGGGGGAAACUUUUUCGCUGCUCCCAGUGCGGAAUGAUAUUUACCCAGUUUAGGCACCUGACAGACCACGAGGUAACACACACAGGAAAGAUGCCUUACCACUGCUCCCAGUGUGGAAAGACAUAUUUCACGUCACAUGCACUUAGUCUUCAUGAGAGAACACACACAGUGCUCCCGCCCUUGUCUCAUAUUUUUGACUGAAAAUGUGUUUUUGUUUAUGCCACAUUAAAUCAAAUUGUAGAAAGUAAACUCAACAACAACAAAAAAAUGUUACCCUCUGUUUCUUCUUUUAAAAAACAUAUUAAAACAAUGAUUUAACCUUACAUUCCUAUUACUACCAACUGAAAUAAGAACUUCCAAUAAUAUUUUUCCAAUCAAGUUACAGAGCUCAACCAGGCGGUUGAGACGUCAAGAGGGUCAUACCUACAGUGGCACAUUUAGAAUGGCAUUUUGCAUAGUAUUUUUACUGAUCUAGAAAAUAUCAUAUACAUUACUUUAGGUAUGCUUCAAUGGCCUUUUUUAUACAUAGUUAAGCGUUGUUAAAUGAGGACCUGAUCUCAAACUUGGAACAACGUAUGGUAAUAUUCAGUUACAUUUGAAAUGUAUGUGUUUUUCCCAGGUGGUGUAUACAGUAGUAGUCACACAAAAUGGCUUUCUUGAAUUUAAAAUGAUCAAGGUUCUUCCACCACGUUUCCCCCAUCUUCAGACUACAUUUUACGGUAAUAUAUGACAAAGUGCAGUUUUUUAAAUUACCAUUACAGACUUUGUUUUAUAGGCCUAUAGUCUGAAUAUUGAUUAAUUGACGCCAUGAGGCUGAAAUGUGGAUAAAACCACUUAUGUUGUGUAGUAGUAGUUUUUCCUUUCUUUCUCACAGUCAGAGACUGAAUUGUAGUAGGAGUAGCUGUAGUAGCAGUAACUGUGGUAGUAGCAGUAGCAGUAGCUGUAGUAGUAGUAGUAGUAGCUGUAGUAGUAGUAGCAGUAGUAGCAGUAACUGUGGUAGUAGCAGUAGCAGUACCUGUAGUAGUAGUAGUAGUAGUAGUAGUAACUGUAGCAGUAGCUGUAGUAGUAGCAGUAACUGUGGUAGCAGUAACUGUGGUAGCAGUAGUAGUGGUAGUAGCAGUUGUAGUGGUAGUAGAUGCUGUAGUAGUAGUAGUAGUAGUGGUGGAAGUAGUAGUAGUGGUGGAAGUAGUAGCGGUAGUAGCAGUAGUAGUGGUAGUAGCAGUAGUAGUGGUAGUAGAUGUAGUAGCAGUAGCUGUAGUAGUAGUAGUAGUAGUAGUAGUAGUGGAAGUAGUAGCGGUAGUAGUGGCAAUAGUAGUGGUAGUAGUAGUAGUAGUAGUGGCAAUAGUAGUGGUAGUAGAUGUAGUAGCAGUAGCUGUAGUAGUAGUGGUAGUAGCUGUAGUAGUAGUAGUAGUAGCAGUGGUAGUAGCAGGUGUAGUGGUAGUAGCAGUAGUAGUGGUAGUAGUAGUAGCAGUAGUGGUAGUAGUAGUAGCAGUAGUGGUAGUAGUAGUAGUAGUAGCGGUAGUAGUAGCGGUAGUAGUAGUAGUAGUAGUAGUAGCAGUGGUAGUAGCUGUAGUAGUAGUAGUAGUAGUAGUGGAAGUAGUAGUAGUUUUUCCUUUCUUUCUCAGUCAUAGACUGAAUUGUACACGCCAUUUUAAUCGAUCCGGUUUUUAGUGAAGUAUGGAACGGGAGAGUCUGAUAGCGGCCUGUUUGUUGUCACGGAGAGAGAGGGUUCAGUUUGUUCUCUGGUUGGAGGGAGUCAGUCUGUAAACUAGGAGUUCUGAUAGCAGCCUGUUUGGUGUCACGGAGAGAGAGGGUUCAGUUUGUUCUCUGGUUGGAGGGAGUCAGUCUGUAAACUAGGAGUUCUGAUAGCAGCCUGUUUGGUGUCACGGAGAGAGAGAGGGUGUUCAGUUUGUUCUCUGGUUGGAGGGAGCCAGUCUGUAAACUAGGAGUUCUGAUAGCAGCCUGUUUGGUGUCACGGAGAGAGAGAGGGUGUUCAGUUUGUUCUCUGGUUGGAGGGAGUCAGUCUGUAAACUAGGAGUUCUGAUAGCGGCCUGUUUGUUGUCACGGAGAGAGAGAGUGUUCAGUUUGUUCUCUGGUUGGAGGGAGUCAGUCUGUAAACUAGGAGUUCUGAUAGCGGCCUGUUUGGUGUCACGGAGAGAGAGGGUUCAGUUUGUUCUCUGGUUGGAGGGAGUCAGUCUGUAAACUAGGAGUUCUGAUAGCGGCCUGUUUGGUGUCACGGAGAGAGAGGGUUCAGUUUGUUCUCUGGUUGGAGGGAGCCAGUCUGUAAACUAGGAGUUCUGAUAGCAGCCUGUUUGGUGUCACGGAGAGAGAGAGGGUGUUCAGUUUGUUCUCUGGUUGGAGGGAGCCAGUCUGUAAACUGGGAGUUCUUUGGGGAUUUAACAAAUGUCAGGCAGAUCUGCUCCUGUUCUGACAUGAGGGCUUCCUGGUAGCUGGUGUACAGUUACGACCGGCCUAGAAUGAUUCUGCUGCAGGGCUCUCUUCUGGAUACUCUCCAACUGAACGGUCAGGGUUUGAGUGAGGUCAGGAUGUGACCAUGAUAUGCCAGGGUGACAGGCAGUGACAGCAUACUCCAGAACUUGUCUUACAACUGGUCUCUUGAAUAAUGUUUACAUACUGCUUUACUCAUCUCAUAUGUAUAUAUUCUGUAUUUUAUUCCACUGUAUUUUAGACAAUGCCACUCUGACAUUACUCGUACUAAUAUUUAUAUAUUUCUUAAUUCCAUUGUUUUUUACUGUUAGAUGUGUGUAUAUUGUUGUGAAUUAUUAGAUACUACUGUUUGGAGCUAGGAACACUAGCAUUUCACUACACCCACAAUAACAUCUGCUACAAAAUGUUUAUGGACCAAUAACAUCUGCUUAAAAUGUGUAUGGACCAAUAACAUCUGCUAAAAAAAUUGUAUUUGACCAAUAAAAUGGGAUUUGAUACGUA